Molecule: messenger RNA, 1014 nt
Organism: Mytilus trossulus (common blue mussel)
Lineage: Eukaryota; Metazoa; Mollusca; Bivalvia; Mytilida; Mytilidae
Exons: 2
Coding region: 93-464 (123 amino acids)
Source: RefSeq, a predicted model, not a curated record
AAUCUUUACGAUACGAGAAAGUUUUCAACGAAAAGUGAAAUCUGUGUGUUUAGAAAGAAAAUAAACCAAAGAACUACACGUAACAUAAAGACAUGCAAGGAUCCAUGGAUUUUUCGAACAACAAUACCACUAUGUGUAAUCACUUUUUAAUUGAUGACUUUAAUCCAUUGUACAACAAAGAAUGGUCGCCGACGUUUCAACACAAGAGCCAAUCUAAGAACGACAUCCCGUCUUCUGCAGGGCCAGUCAUUCUUCAAAUACCACGGAGCAAUGGCUUCAAAGACAAUGACUUCUUUCUAUCGCCAAUGGAAACGUCGCCUGGUUCUGACAAGACUUGUAAUGGUGAUUUCCAAAAUAUUCUCCAAGACGCGUUCAUUUCUAUGGAAACGGAGACCAGCGAUCAUAAAUUACCCACAACACAACACCAAUACCAAAAAGACAUUAACGAAUUGUUUCAACUCUAAAAAGAUAACCGGUCCUAACGCAAUCGGUGACGUCACCAAAGAUCUGAUCUUCAUUGACCCGCCAGUUUUAUCUACUGAAGAGUUUUCAUAUUUCAUUGUUGUUCAGCAAUCCUCUGUUUCGAAUUGUGACCACCACGUGUUCGAAGACAAACGACCAUCCAGAAAGUGUUUGUUCCAACCACCAACAUCAUGCAAAGACAAUGAAUCUGACUUCUUCGAAGGUUUUAGACCAGUUUAGUAGACUCUUUACGGACUUAAUAUGAUAUUGCAUGUACAUGUUUAUCAUUUCUUAAUGUUCUUUGUUUUGGUGUACCCUUUUGACAUUAAUAUAUUGGCUCAUAUCAUUAUGAAUUUUAAAUAUACUAUAGUAUGCUAAAAAGGUUUAUAAACUGGCAAAAUGGCUGUAGUUGGCAGAUCAUAUUUGUUAUUGGUCUAUUGCUUUUUAAAACAAUAAUAAGGCUAAUAAUUCGCUCGUUUUGAUUAUUUUGCAUUGUUCAUAUCUGUGGCCUUUCAAUGUUUCAUAUGAUAGCUUGCUAACUUACAAACAACA